This is a messenger RNA of Xiphias gladius (swordfish), 2156 nucleotides long. RefSeq names its product 1,25-dihydroxyvitamin D(3) 24-hydroxylase, mitochondrial (gene cyp24a1). The transcript is spliced from 12 exons. The record is from RefSeq and is a predicted model, not a curated record. Gene Ontology annotation, cellular component: mitochondrial inner membrane. NCBI's taxonomy places the organism in Eukaryota, Metazoa, Chordata, Actinopteri, Istiophoriformes, Xiphiidae. Gene Ontology annotation, biological process: cortisol metabolic process; C21-steroid hormone biosynthetic process; glucocorticoid biosynthetic process. Gene Ontology annotation, molecular function: oxidoreductase activity, acting on paired donors, with incorporation or reduction of molecular oxygen; monooxygenase activity; heme binding. Bases 262 to 1803 code for a protein of 513 amino acids.
UGGGGUCAUACGAUCCUCUCAACGUGGAUCCAUAAAUGAAUGGUGGGCUCGACUGCCACACCAUGCAGGACCGGUCCCUGAUUGGUUCGGUGCACUGCAGGAAUAAACACUCUUAGGGUAUAUAUAAUGCCCUAAGGUGUGACACUUCCAAGAAACGAGAAACCCCCCACGAUAAUAAAGAAGAGCUGCUGCUAAACACUAGUUUAGGAUUAGUAUUCUGCAUUUCAUUUUUUUUUCUUAAACAAAGAUACGGAUUUGAGGAUGAGGGCGCAGAUCCAAAAAGUUCCCCAGAUUGUUGAGCUGCUGAAGAAGAAGUCUGUGGGGCUGCAGCACUUCAAACCAACAUCCUCGGUGUGCGUCUUGGAGGAGAAGGAUGCUGCGGAGGCUGCGCCGUGCCCCCACGCUGCCACCAGAGCGCACAGUCUGGACGCGAUCCCGGGACCCACCAACUGGCCCCUGGUCGGCAGUCUGGUUGAACUCCUGCGCAAAGGAGGUCUGACGAGACAGCACGAGGCACUGGUUGAUUAUCAUAAGAAAUUCGGUAAAAUCUUCCGGAUGAAGCUGGGCUCCUUUGAGUCGGUGCACAUCGGCGCACCUUGCUUGCUGGAGGCGCUGUAUAGGAAGGAGGGAAGUUACCCCCAGAGACUGGAGAUCAAACCCUGGAAAGCAUACAGGGACCUGAGAGACGAGGCGUACGGACUCCUCAUCCUGGAGGGGAAAGACUGGCAGAGAGUGCGGAGCGCUUUUCAGCAGAAACUCAUGAAACCGACGGAGGUGGUGAAGCUUGAUGGCAAAAUAAAUGAGGUGCUGGUGGAUUUCGUUGGCAGAAUUGGAAAAAUAAACGUCAGUGGGAAGAUUGAAGACUUGUACUUCGAACUGAAUAAGUGGUCGUUUGAGACCAUUUGUCUCGUCCUCUAUGACAAGAGAUUUGGUCUGCUGCAGGAGAAAGUCAACGAGGAGGCCAUGAACUUCAUCACAGCUGUGAAAACAAUGAUGAGCACAUUUGGGAUGAUGAUGGUCACACCUGUGGAGCUCCACAAGAGCCUCAACACCAAGACAUGGCAGGACCACACGGCGGCAUGGGACCGCAUUUUCAGCACAGCCAAAGUCUACAUCGACAAGAAGUUGAAGAGGAACGCCAUCAGAGCCCCUGAUGAUUUAAUCGGUGACAUCUUACACCACAGCUGCCUUUCAAAGAAGGAGCUGUACGCGGCCAUCACAGAGCUGCAGAUUGGAGGAGUAGAGACGACCGCCAACAGUAUGCUGUGGGCUAUUUUCAACCUGUCACGUAACCCUGGCGCCCAGAGGAAGCUGCUGGAGGAGAUUAGAGAGGUGGUGCCUCCUGACCAGGACCCUUGUGGAGAGCACAUCAAGAGCAUGCCCUUCCUCAAAGCCUGCCUCAAGGAGUCUAUGAGGUUAUCGCCAUCAGUUCCAUUCACCAGCAGGACCCUGGACAAAGACACUGUGUUGGGAGAUUAUGCCAUUCCCAAAGGAACCGUUUUAAUGAUAAACAGCCACGCACUGGGCUCCAAUGAGGAGUACUUCGACGACGGGAAGCAGUUCAAACCUGAGCGCUGGCUGCGAGAGAAUAGCACCAUCAACCCCUUUGCUCACGUUCCCUUCGGCAUCGGAAAGAGGAUGUGCAUCGGCCGGCGGCUGGCAGAGCUGCAGCUGCAGCUGGCCAUGUGCUGGUUGGUCCGAGACUAUGAGAUUGUGGCUACAGAUAAUGAGCCGCUCGACGUGAUCCAUUCGGGACUGCUGGUUCCCAACAGAGAACUGCCGGUCGCCUUCAUCAGGAGAUGAGGCUCCAUAUUCAACUCUUCUGGACAUAGUAACAGAAAGACGAUACCUCUGUUGCCAUGGCCCUGACAGUCCAGUGACUCCCUGUAUUGCUGCUCUGUAAAUAGAACAAAAAGACAAAGAAAUUAUUAUACAUGUAAUGAUGCCAUAAAUACCUCAAACUUGUUUUAAACUUUUACUUAUGGCUGUUAAUGACUGACCAAAAUACCAGUUGUAAUGUACAAAUUGAAUGUUGUACCAAGGCAGCUGUUUGCAUAUCUUAAUGUAAUGUCCUCAUCUCAGACAUGUGUAUGUAGAUGUCAAACUAUUAACUAUAUGCUUUUCCUUGUUUAAUAACUUAUAUUAUAUAUAUAUAU